Messenger RNA from Perognathus longimembris pacificus (Pacific pocket mouse), 939 nucleotides. RefSeq names its product olfactory receptor 2B11-like. Gene Ontology annotation, biological process: G protein-coupled receptor signaling pathway. Gene Ontology annotation, molecular function: G protein-coupled receptor activity; olfactory receptor activity. The record is from RefSeq and is a predicted model, not a curated record. Gene Ontology annotation, cellular component: membrane. NCBI's taxonomy places the organism in Eukaryota, Metazoa, Chordata, Mammalia, Rodentia, Heteromyidae. The transcript has a single exon. The coding region runs from base 1 to 939 and encodes 312 amino acids.
AUGGUAUUCAUUAAUGAAAGUCAUCCUCAGGAGUUCAUUCUAUUAGGUUUUGCUGACCUGCCUUGGCUGGAUCUUCCUCUAUUCGUUAUUCUUCUGAUCACAUACCCCAUCGCCAUGAUGGGAAACAUCGCCAUCAUCCUGGUGUCCAGGUUAGACCCCCGGCUCCACAGCCCCAUGUACUUCUUCCUCACCAACCUCUCCUUUUUGGACAUGUGUUACACCACCAGCAUCGUCCCUCAGAUGCUGUUCAACCUGGGAAGUUCUAGGAAGACAAUCAGUUAUGUGGGGUGUGCCCUGCAGCUUUAUUUAUUCAGCACAAUGGGGGCCACUGAAUGUCUUCUACUGGCAAUUAUGUCCUUUGACCGCUACGUGGCCAUUUGUAAGCCUCUGCAUUAUACCCUCAUCAUGAACCAGCGCCUCUGCUUCCUAUUAGUGUCCAUUAUGUGGCUGUGUGGAAUUACCUAUGCCAUAUCUGAAGCCACCUUUACGUUACAGUUGCCUCUGUGCGGCGUCAAUCAACUCGAUCACUUGUUGUGCGAGAUUCCAGUUCUGAUCAAGACAGCCUGUGGUGAAAAGGAGGCAAAUGAGCUUGCACUCUCUGUGGCAUGCAUCUUUAUAAUAGCUGUUCCUCUGUGCUUAAUUCUAGCCUCCUAUGCUACUAUUGGACGUGCUAUAUUGAAGAUCAAAUCUUCUGAGGGCAGGAAGAAAGCUUUUGGUACAUGCUCCACUCACCUCAUUAUAGUUUCCUUAUUUUAUGGGCCCGCCAUUAGCAUGUAUCUUCAGCCUCCAUCUUCCAUCUCAAGGGACCAACCCAAAUUUAUGGCUCUUUUCUAUGGGGUCGUAAUUCCUACACUCAACCCUUUUAUCUACACCUUGAGGAAUAAGGAUGUAAAGGGGGCCUUAGGCAACCUGGUGAGGAAUAUGUUCAGUUCUAAAUGA